AUGCACCUCAGUAUCCUACUGAGUGCCCUUCUCAGCAUCCAUGUCUCUUUGGGUAAGUUGGGCUUUUUUGCCAUUUUACUAUUAUAGCUUUUGCGUCAAGUUCAAGAUGGUGGUUCAACCUGUGAUUACUGUACAGUAGUAUUAUGUUGGAAGAAUUUGAUUCCCAUCUCUCUCUCUCCCUCUAGCUUUCUCUUUGUCCAGUAUCGUUGUGGUUGUUUUUCAAUUCACGUAAAGUCCCGCAUGGAUUUGUAAAAAUGCAAAACAUUUCUGUUGAUCAUUUCUGACCAUGUACUUUUGCCCCUCCCAUCAAUGUGUAAUUCUUCCUCCCUCUAUUUGUCCCUCUCUUUUUCAGGAUGGAAUGAAGACUUCCAGAUAGUGUGUUCUGGACGAGAGUUCCGCCUGCCGGUCUACUCAGGGUCAAGGAUCGUGACCUUUACCCCCAGCUACCCUCCAGGACCUAGAAGAGUGCUACUGGAGAACAACAAUGUAGGUACAGUAGCGUGUGUACAGCAUGUGUACAGUGUGUUCCUGUAUGCUAAGCAUUGCUAUUGUGUCUUGUAGUUGAAGGACCCGCGGUUUGAGUGGACCAAAGAUAGGACAUUGCUGUUGAAGGACGUCACACACAGUGACCAGGGGCUCUACUCUAUCAAGCUGUCAUCUGGAUUCACUGAUGAGACCGUUCGCCUCACUGUCUCAGGUACAACUCAGCCGCAGGGACUACCUCUCUCGAUCUUUCUCUCUAUUAUUUUCUACUUUAUGUCUCUUUCUCUAUAAUAUUGUAUAAUGAUUAAUUAUAUCUGUUGAAAUUGAUUGUAUGACAUUUGAAACAUUUUAUGACUCUCAAUAUAAUCUCUCUUUCGCCCUUUCUCAGAAUGUAUAAAAACCUUCCGACGGGGCUAUGGGGAGACCUUUCAGCACAACAUCCCUAAAGAUGGCUCCCUGCUGGAGUUCUCUCCCCGGCGCUCCCCCCCUGAUUCCCAGCCGGUGGUACUGUGGAACCGGACGGACCUUGAGACCAGUGAGGCGGGCCGGGGGAGGCUGGGGUCGGACGGGAGGGUCUGGGUGGCAGAAAGGGUGACCCAGGCAGACCAGGGAAACUACACCAUCAGAGACGAGAAUGGGAAAGUAAUCUCCCGCAGCAAACUCACUGUCAAUGGUGAGCGCUGAAAAUAUCUAGAUUGAGGGUUAAGAGAGCGAUGGAGAGAGGGAGAUGGGAGGCUAGGAGAGGAGAGAAAGCAGUAUUAGUUCUUGGAGCAGUCUGAUAAAUUGUCCAAACUGACACUUAAUGCUUGUAUCUAUCUGAUUCUUUCUUUCAUCCUGAUGUCCCUCACCAUCAUCAUUCCUCUCCACUCUUUCCCAUAUUCUCUUUCUCACUCCUCAUUAUCCCCUGUGUGUGUGCAGGGCACACCUUCAAUGUCACCCGCUUCUUCAAGGAGUCUCUAAACCUUCCCCUGUUUCUCCCUGUCCCUCAUGUCCACCUCAUUUUUACCCCCUCCCUGCACCCGUCCAACCCCUCCAAUGUUCCCCUUGACUCCCGGUACUCCCGCCCCGUGCAGCUGAUCAGGGACGGGCAGAUCGUGGACCAGGACCCCCGGUAUCGGGGCCUCAUCUCUCUGUGGAGAAACAGGACUGUCAACGAGGUGGUCAUCACCAGGCUGAGUGCAAAGCAUGAUGGGAUGUAUGAGAUUCGAGAUCAGGACGGAAACCUGGUGUUGUCUACCGUUCUCCAUGUGGUCGGUGAGGGACAGUGAUUGUGUGUGUGUCUGUGUGAGCAACAGCUUAUCCCUUUACACGAUGCAGAGGUCAUAUCUUUCUAGAUCUCCCCUCUCACUUGCUCUUUCUCUCUGAUUCAGAGGGGUUGGGUUAAAUGCGGAAGACCCAUUUAGAUUGAAUGCAUUCAGAUGUGCAACUGAAUAGGUAUCCCCUUUCCCUUCAUUUAUUUUCUUUCACACUCUGUAUCUAUGGCUCUACUGAUUCUUUGUUUCUCUCUCCAGAUAAGACUGCUAGAUGGAGAGCGGUCCUCAAGUCUAUCAGCGUCCCUUCUGGCAUGUUUGUGACUUUGGCUGGUUUCAUCCUAUUUAUGAAGCGCUACCCUAACUGCAGCCUCACUAUGAUCAUCAACGGCCUAAGAGGUCACCACACACCCGCAGCUAACCCGCCAAGAGUCAAUGUCCAGGUGACGGCUGUAGAGUGAGAGAUGUGUGAGCUUGGAAGGUAGAAGCAAUAUGGCAGGGUUAUUCCAGGGUUUGUGUGUGUGCAAUGCUUUGAGCCUGUUGUCAUGGUACUAUGUUAUCCAUCCAUUUCAACUGUAUGUUAUCGCAUUCUGAAGUGACUGUCAGAGUAAGAAUAGAACCAGUCCUUUGCGCCAGUCUGAAUUUCCUCAGGCAUCAGUUCCUUCCACAUUUAAAUUGGGUCAAGGGUCACAUACAGCUUCUCUGUGGAUGGUUUAUGUUUGUCUUCCUGUGUGUUCCCCUGUGUCUCUAUGCUGACUGAGUAUACAAAACAUUUAAGAACACCUGCUCUUUCCAUGACAUACACUACCGGUCAAAAGUUUUAGGACACCUACUCAUUCAAGGGUUUUUCUUCAUUUUUACUAUUUUCUACAUUGUAGAAUAAUAGUGAAGACAUCAAAACUAUGAAAUAACACACAUGGAAUCAUGUAGUAACCAAAAAAGUGUUAAACAAAUCAAAAUAUAUUUUAUAUUUGAGAUUCUUCAAAUAGCCACCCUUUGCCUUGAUGACAGCUUUGCACACUCUUGGCAUUCUCUCAACCAGCUUCACCUGGAAUGCUUUUCCAACAGUCCUGAAGGAGUUCCCACAUAUGCUGAGCACUUGUUGGCUGCUUUUCCUUCACUCUGCGGUCCCACUCAUCCCAAACCAUCUCAAUUUGGUUGAAGUCGGGGGAUUGUGGAGGCCAGGUCAUCUGAUGCAGCACUCCAUCACACUCCUUUGUAAAAUAGCCCUUACACAGCCUGGAGGUGUGUUGGGUCAUUGUCCUGUUGAAAAACAAAUGGUAGUCCCACUAAGCCCAAACUAGAUGGGAUGGCGUAUCGCUGCAGAAUGCUGUGGUAGCCAUGCUGGUUAAGUGUGCCUUGAAUUCUAAAUAAAUCAGACAGUGUCACCAGCAAAGCACCCCCACACCAUAACACCACCUCCUCCAUGCGUUACGGUGGGAAAUACACAUGCGGAGAUCAUCCGUUCACCCACACCGCGUCUCACAAAGACAUGGCAGUUGGAACCAAAAAUCUCCAAUUUGGACUACAGACCAAAGGACAAAUUUCCACCGGUCUAAUCUCCAUUGCUCGUGUUUCCUAUUUUGUUGCAUUACAACCUGUAAUUUAAAUGGAUUUUUGUUUGGAUUUCAUGUAAUGGACAUACACAAAAUAGUCCAAAUUGGUGAAGUGAAAUGAAAAAAAAUACAGUCGGGGGGGGAAAAGUAUUUAGUCAGCCACCAAUUGUGCAAGUUCUCCCACUUAAAAAGAUGAGAGGCCUGUAAUUUUCAUCAUAGGUACACGUCAACUAUGACAGACAAAAUGAGAAAAAAAUUUCCAGAGAAUCACAUUGUAGGAUUUUUUAUGAAUUUAUUUGCAAAUUAUGGUGGAAAAUAAGUAUUUGGUCAAUAACAAAAGUUUCUCAAUACUUUGUUAUAUACCCUUUGUUGGCAAUGAUACAGGUCAAAUGUUUUCUGUAAGUCUUCACGAGGUUUUCACACACUGUUGCUGGUAUUUUGGCCCAUUCCUCCAUGCAGAUCUCCUCUAGAGCAGUGAUGUUUUGGGGCUGUCGCUGGGCAACACGGACUUUCAACUCCCUCCAAAGAUUUUCUAUGGGGUUGAGAUCUGGAGACUGGCUAGGCCACUCCAGGACCUUGAAAUGCUUCUUAUGAAGCCACUCCUUCGUUGCCCGGGCGAUGUGUUUGGGAUCAUUGUCAUGCUGAAAGACCCAGCCACGUUUCAUCUUCAAUGCCCUUGCUGAUGGAAGGAGGUUUUCACUCAAAAUCUCACGAUACAUGGCCCCAUUCAUUCUUUCCUUUACACAGAUCAGUCGUCCUGGUCCCUUUGCAGAAAAACAGCCCCAAAGCAUGAUGUUUCCACCCCCAUGCUUCACAGUAGGUAUGGUGUUCUUUGGAUGCAACUCAGCAUUCUUUGUCCUCCAAACACGACGAGUUGAGUUUUUACCAAAAAGUUCUAUUUUGGUUUCAUCUGACCAUAUGACAUUCUCCCAAUCAUCUUCUGGAUCAUCCAAAUGCACUCUAGCAAACUUCAGACGGGCCUGGACAUGUACUGGCUUAAGCAGGGGGACACGUCUGGCACUGCAGGAUUUGAGUCCCUGGCGGCGUAGUGUGUUACUGAUGGUAGGCUUUGUUACUUUGGUCCCAGCUCUCUGCAGGUCAUUCACUAGGUCACCCCGUGUGGUUCUGGGAUUUUUGCUCACCGUUCUUGUGAUCAUUUUGACCCCACGGGGUGAGAUCUUGCGUGGAGCCCCAGAUCGAGGGAGAUUAUCAGUGGUCUUGUAUGUCUUCCAUUUCCUAAUAAUUGCUCCCACAGUUGAUUUCUUCAAACCAAGCUGCUUACCUAUUGCAGAUUCAGUCUUCCCAGCCUGGUGAAGGUCUACAAUUUUAUUUCUGGUGUCCUUUGACAGCUCUUUGGUCUUGGCCAUAGUGGAGUUUGGAGUGUGACUGUUUGAGGUUGUGGACAGGUGUCUUUUAUACUGAUAACAAGUUCAAACAGGCCAUUAAUACAGGUAACGAGUGGAGGACAGAGGAGCCUCUUAAAGAAGAAGUUACAGGUCUGUGAGAGCCAGAAAUCUUGCUUGUUUGUAGGUGACCAAAUACUUAUUUUCCACCAUAAUUUUCAAAUAAAUUCAUUAAAAAUCCUACAAUGUGAUUUUCUGGAUUUAUUUUUCUCAAUUUGUCUGUCAUAGUUGACGUGUACCUAUGAUGAAAAUUACAGGCCUCUCUCCUCUUUUUAAGUGGGAGAACUUGCACAAUUGGUGGCUGACUAAAUACUUUUUUUCCCCACUGUAACUUGUUUCAAAAAAGUAUAGAAAAUAAAUAACGCAAAAGUGGUGCUUGCAUAUGUAUUCACCCCCUUUGCUAUGAAGCCCCUAAAUAAGAUCUGGUGCAACCAAUUACCUUCAGAAGUCACAUAAUUAGUUAAAGUCCACCUGUGUGCAAUCUGUGUCACAUGGUCUGUCACAUGAUCUCAGUAUAUAUACACCUGUUCUGAAAGGCCCCAGAGUCUGCAUCACCACUAAGCAAGCGGCACCAUGAAGACCAAGGAGCUCUCCAAACAGGUCAGGGACAAAGUUGUGGAGAAGUACAGAUCAGGGUUGGGUUAUAAAAAAAUAUCAAACUUUGAACAUCCCACGGAGCACCAUUAAAUCCAUUAUUAAAAGGAGGGCAUUCAUCAGAGAGGCAACAAAGAGACCAAAGAUAACCCUGAAGGAGUUGCAAAGCUCCACAGCGGAGAUUGGAGUAUCUGUCAAUAGGACCACUUUAAGCCGUACACUCCACAGAGCUGGGCUUUACGGAAGAGUGGCCAGAAAAAAGCCAUUGCUUAAAGAAAAAAAUAAGCAAACAUGUUUGGUGUUCGCCAAAAGGCAUGUGGGAAAAUCCCCAAACAUAUGGAAGAAGGUAUUCUGGUCCUUUUUGGCCAUCAAGGAAAACGCUAUAUCGGGCACAGCUGUUAAUUGAAAUGCAUUCCAGGUGACUACCUCAUGAAGCUGGUUGAGAGAGUGCCAAGAGUGUGCAAAGCUGUCAUCAAAGCAAAGGGUGGCUAUUUGAAGAAUCUCAAAUAUAAAAUAUAUUUUGAUUUGUUUAACACUUUUUUUGGUUACAACAUCAUUCCAUAUGUGUUAUUUCAUAGUUUUGAUGUAAUCACUAAUUUUCUACAAUGUAGAAAAUAGCAAAAAUAAAGAAAAACGUUUGACCGGUAGUGUAGAUUGACCAGGUGAAUCCAUGUGAAAGCUAUGAUCCCUUAUUGAUGUCACCUGUUAAAUCCACUUCAAUAAGUGUAGAUGAAGGGGAGGAGACAGGUUAAAGAAGGAUUUGUAAGCAUUGAGACAUGCAUUGUGUUUGUGUGCCAAUCAGAGGGUGAAUGGGCAAGACAAAAUAAUAUAGUGCCUUUGAAUGGGUUAUGGUAGUAGGUGCCAGGCGCACCGGUUUGUGUCAAGAACUGCAAUGCUGGGUUUUUCAAGCUCAACCGUUUGGAUCAGCAUCCCUGUGGAAUGCUUUUGACACCUUGUAGAGUCAAUGCCCUGUUGAAUGAGGCUGUUCUGAGGGAAAAGGGGGGGGUGCAACUCAAUAUUAGGAAGGUCUUCCUAAUGUUUGGUAUACUCAGUGUAGUGGUUGUGAUAUUUACAUAGUUGUUUUGUUUGUCGCCUGCAGGACUACAGUCCGCCCAGCCCCCAGCCCUGUGGUUUUUACGGUCAUUCACGGCAGAUUGCAACGCCAAAAAUAUGGAGCCCCAGACCUACACAUUCGGUAGGUAGAUGGUAAAGUUGUAAAUGUAGGCUCUUUCUUAUGUUUUUCUUUUUACCAUUCUUAAUUUCUAUAUUACGUGUGUCUGUUUCAGGGUUACACUCCUGUUGUGGACAGUGCACCACUUGUAGUGAACAGUGCACCACAGCCCUCCCCUGAGCCAGUGAGGACUGGGAGUAAACAGGAGACAGACAGACUUAGAGUUGAGACUGCCACUACUCACACUCCGAGUAGAGAGGUAAAUACACACACUGUUAUUUCUAUAUUCUGUCUCACAAUAGACAGUUAUAUUCUAUUCUUUAUCUUUGACUCUCUCUUCUCAGGAGACUGCUGGCAGCGAGAGGGAGAUCUCCUUUUCUGUCGCUGGCGCCUCCGACUGCCUCCACUCAUCUGAAGACUGCUUUCAGUUCCAGAUCAAGAAAGAGGGAGUCGAGAGAUGGAGCAAUGCAGAAGACUACUUCUCCACACUUCCACUGGACACGGAUACCUCGGAAACUUGCAGCGUCUACAUUUCUGACAAACUCAACUUCCUAUAGAGCACAGAGAAGAGGAGUGAAUGGAGGUAAAGAGAGGGAGGAGAUAAAAUAGUGGAGGGAGAUAUAUACAGUGGGGGGAAAAAAGUAUU
Molecule: messenger RNA, 7103 nt
Organism: Coregonus sp. 'balchen'
Lineage: Eukaryota; Metazoa; Chordata; Actinopteri; Salmoniformes; Salmonidae
Source: the annotation of a GenBank genome assembly